Messenger RNA from Peromyscus leucopus (white-footed mouse), 573 nucleotides. Its product is annotated as putative lysozyme C-2. Gene Ontology annotation, biological process: defense response to Gram-positive bacterium; defense response to Gram-negative bacterium. The transcript is spliced from 3 exons. Lineage: Eukaryota; Metazoa; Chordata; Mammalia; Rodentia; Cricetidae. The record is from RefSeq and is a predicted model, not a curated record. Bases 19 to 558 code for a protein of 179 amino acids. Gene Ontology annotation, molecular function: lysozyme activity.
UCCAGCUUCCAGGUCAACAUGAAGGCUCUCCUCUCUCUUGGGCUCCUCCUGCUUUCUGUCACUGUCCAGGCCAAGGUGUACAAGCAUUGUGAGUUGGUUACACUUCUGAAAAGCCAUGGAAUGGAUGGCUACAGGGGACUCAACAUGACAAACUGGGUGUGUUUGGCUCAGCAUGAGAGUAGCUUAAACACACGGGCUAUAAACUACAACCAUGAGGACCAAAGCACCAACUAUGGGAUAUUUCAGAUCAAUAGCCGAUACUGGUGUAAUGAUGACAAAACCCCGAGAGCAGUGAAUGCCUGUGGGAUCCCCUGCAGUGGUAGGGCACGAACACCACCAUGGAAUGAAACAGCUACAUCUCCAUUCUUAACAAGCCACAAAUUUAAGUACCUUAAAAUAAGUACUUAUUGCUGGACCACCAGAACAUCUCUCAUCAAACUUGUGGAAAAAGAAGGUGAAAUGCAGAAAUCAGAACUGCAGGAACCUCCUCUUUUGCACACAGCUCAAAGAUUGGAGGCCACAGCUGCCAGAGAAAGGAGGAACUUGGAGGCUGCUUAAAUAUCAGGCUUGCCU